Messenger RNA from Tuber aestivum (summer truffle), 804 nucleotides. The record is from the annotation of a GenBank genome assembly. Lineage: Eukaryota; Fungi; Ascomycota; Pezizomycetes; Pezizales; Tuberaceae.
AUGGCGCAAUAUCUUCAACUAAUUUCCAAUACCUCAUCGCCUACCCCGCUUGAUGUCUGGAUGCCAAGUGACAAUUAUAUCAAACCACAAAUUGCAGAUCAGAUAGCCUUGGGUUAUUUUAGAAAUAUUAAGGAUGGUGCAUAUUCUUUAGAAGUUGAAACCUAUUACAAAAAAAUUCAAAACAGAUUGGAUUAUAUCGAUGGUGCCGAUUUGAUUGCCAAUGACGCUAUAGAGCAAGUUAUCCUUAAGGGACGUAUGCGUUCUUAUGGUGUAGAAUUUAUGAUAAAGAAAAACGAAGGUAAACUCAAUGGAUGGAUUUCCUAUACGCUAUCAAAAUCACAACAACAAACUCCGGGAAGAACUCCUGAAGAGAUCGGAAUCAAUAAUGGACAAUGGUACAAUUCUGCCUACGAUAAAACACACAAUUUAGCAGUUACAUCGGCUUAUACCUUAAACGAGAAAUGGUCAUUUGGCGCUAACUUUGCUUUGCAAUCGGGUCAGCCUGUUUCGUAUCCAAACAGUCAAUACGAAUAUUUAGGAAUUACCAUCCCAAAUUACGGACAAAGAAACGAAAAUCGUUUGCCGGCGUAUCACCAUUUAGACAUUUCGGCAACGCUAACACCAAGAAAAAACAAAGACAGAAACUGGAAAGGCGAAUGGGUUUUUAGUAUCUACAAUUUAUACAACCGUCAUAAUGCCGCGUCUAUCAACUUUCGCCAAAAUGUUGACACCGGAGCCAAUGAAGCUGUACAAACCUCUAUUUUUGGAAUUGUUCCUGCUGUUAGUUAUAAUUUUAAAUUUUAA